Rhea pennata is the source of this 1434-nucleotide messenger RNA. It is a transcript of the gene SIGIRR, whose product is annotated as single Ig and TIR domain containing. Lineage: Eukaryota; Metazoa; Chordata; Aves; Rheiformes; Rheidae. Bases 1 to 1434 code for a protein of 477 amino acids. The transcript has 11 exons. The record is from RefSeq and is a predicted model, not a curated record. Gene Ontology annotation, biological process: signal transduction.
AUGGCGGCAGGUGCCCUGCUCAAGCUGAGCACGGUGCAGCUCUGCCCUGUGUACCUUGACCAGCGUGGUUCCCCACCUGGCGUGGUGCCAGCGCUGCUCUGGCUGGCCCCUACUGAUAGCACAGCAGUGCGGCGGGCUGCCGGCAAUGCCGAUGCCGGCAGCAGCUCCACCACGCGCUGCCUGAGGGACGCCAUGGCAGACCUUUGCAGCGUGCCACCCGAAAUCAUCUUCCCGGCUGUCAACGAGACCUUGGAGCUCACGCUGGGGAGCCAGGUAGCAUUGAACUGCACCGUGCGCUGGGCCGCCGCCGAACGGUGUGAGCCUGCGCUGGCCUGGGCCAAAGACGGCCACUGGCUGGAUGGCGAGAGCAGCCAGGACACCACCUGGAUUGGCCACAAUGCCUCGGAGCGCCUCCUCGCCAGCCUCCUGCAGGUCAACUUGAGCCGUGAAGCUGACUUUGGUGUAUUUGCCUGCUGGCUUGGGAAUGCCACGGCCACCUUCACACUGCGCAGAGCGGAAGCCGUGGGCCACGUGAGCGCAGUGCUGGCAGCCCUGGCAGUGCUGGGGCUUUUGGUGCUUUUGGCCACGCUGUACAUCAAGUGUCGCCUGAGCGUGCUCCUCUGGUACAGGAACCGGUACGGGGAGCUGGAGAUUAACGAUGGGAAGCUGUAUGAUGCCUACGUAUCUCAUGCCAAUGCCCCCGACGACAAGAAGUUUGUCCACUUCAUCAUGAAGCCACAGCUGGAGAACCGGCAUGGCUACAAGCUCUUCUUGGAUGAUAAAACCAUCCUGCCCAACUCAGAGCCUUCAGCAGACCUCAUCAUGAACGUGAGCCGGUGCCGGCGCCUCAUCGUGGUCCUCUCUGUGGCAUAUCUGGAACAAGACUGGUGCAACAGCAGCUUCAGGGAAGGUCUUUGGAGGCUGCUGGAGCUUUCCAGAAAACCCAUCUUCAUAGUCUUUGAGAGCCAGUACCGGGACAUAGCACACCCAGCCAUCAGCCUCCUGAAGCAGCACAGGAGCGCCGUAACCUUGCUGGUGUGGCGAGCUAGCUCCAUGACCCCAUCAUCGGACUUCUGGAAGGAGCUGUGCCUGGCGCUGCCACGCAAGGUGGCUUUCGGGGCCACUGUGGGCGACCCGCAGACCCAGCUGCAGGAGGACAAGGACCCCAUGCUGAUCCUGCACAGCAGCUACCUGGAGAGCCACGGCGACCCGCACCCCGACGGAGACCUGGGUUCAGGCCUCCGAGGGUCCCUUUUCCGAGGCCCGCUGCCUCCUCGCAUGAGCGAUGCACUGGCAGUGUCAGCUGCUGAUGCGCUGGAGGACAUGCAGCUGCGAGACAACCAGCGGCAGGAGAUAGAUGUCUCAGACCUGGGCUCGCGCAACUACGGCGCCCGCACAGACUUUUACUGCCUGGUGACAGAGGAUGACAUCUGA